AAUUACACACACCGCUCAGUCGCUUGUUGCCUGUUGCGAAUAGCGCGCGCAAAUUGUUAAAAAAUGGCGCGUAAAUUGCUUUUACGUGAAAUAAAAGAAUUGAAAUCUAUUAGGAAAUUAUCAGUUAGUGCUGUAAGGAAAGAAGUUUUAAUUAAAUCAUCUAUACCAGAUAUAGUUAUUCCUGAAGUGAAUUUUUUGGAUCAACUCUGGGAGAAUUCUCAUCGUUGGGAUGGCGCUCAUGUUGCCCUGAAAUGCGCAGAAACACAGAAAAGCUAUACCUAUGCUGAACUAUGGAAGUACACUUCGAUAUUUGGGACAUCGCUAAGAAAGAAAUUCGGACUUCAGCCUAAUGACGUAGUUGCGGCAAUGUUGCCCAACUGUCCGGAAUAUCCGGUGGCAGCAUUUGGCACACUUAAAGCUGGCGGGGUGAUGACAACUAUGAAUCCAAUUUAUAAAGAAUUUGAAAUAACCCACCAAAUAUCCCUUACAAAUCCAAAAAUCGUGAUAACAAUACCAGAAUGUUACGAAAUAGUUAGACGGGGACUUCAGAAUGCAAAAAAUCAAGCGAAAGUUAUAAUAGUAGAUAGAACAAACAAACCUAUACCAGAAGGAACUAUACGUUUCUCUGAAGUUGCUGAAAACGGAGAAGCUGAUUAUGCUCUUUUGGAUAAAAUUGAGAGGAAAAUGGAUGACGUGGCUUUUAUUCCAUUCUCCAGUGGAACAACAGGAUUGCCCAAGGGCGUAGAAGUGACACACGGUAACCUGGUUGCAGCUAAUCUUAUAAUGCAUCAUGAGAGAGUUGAUGACUCUGUUCUGGCUAAUGGAUCAUUUCAAGAAGUCCUGCCUUGCUUCUUGCCGUUCUUCCACAUUUACGGCUUAGUAAUCAAUUUGAUCGGUCACGUAGCUAAAGGAUGUAAAAUCGUUACAAUGCCUAAAUUCUCUGCAUCAACAUUUUUCAAUAUAUUGAAGAAUGAGAACCCCACGGUCAUGUAUGUGGUGCCGCCUAUAGUUCUUCUGUUGGGAAAGCACCCAGACGUAACAAAAGAUCAUUUAAAGUCUUUAAGACGAAUUAUUUGUGGAGCAGCGCCUCUCUCUGCUACUGACGUGGAAGGUGUUCUUGAAAAGACUGAGGGUAAAUUAGUAUUUGGUCAAGGUUACGGUGCGACUGAGACGUGUUCGCUGGCGUCAACCACGUUCAUAGGCCGGACGGUCCUCGACAAUUCGUCUUGCGGCGAAGUAAUGGCUAACAUUGAGAUGAAGUUUGUGGACCCUGUGACGGGUGAAGACUUGCCGAUUGGUGAUCAAGGUGAGCUGCUAAUUCGAAGCCCAACGGUGAUGAAAGGCUACCACAAGAAUGAAAAGGCCACUAAGGACUCAAUAACUGAAGAUGGUUUCUUUAGAACUGGGGAUUUAGGAUAUUAUAAACCGAAUGUCGGUCUGUACAUCACAGACAGGAUUAAGGAACUUAUAAAGGUUAAAGGCAUGCAAGUGGCGCCAGCUGAACUGGAGAGUUUACUUCGAACACACCCUGCUGUACAAGAUGCGGCUGUUAUUGGCGUACCCCACGAAUACCACGGUGAAGUGCCAAAAGCGUUUAUAAUAAAGAAAUCGGGCCAAGAAACAACCCCUGAACAACUCCAAGACUUCGUAGCGAGUAAAGUAGCCGCGUUUAAGAAAAUAGAGGAAGUUGUAUUUGUUAAUGAUAUUCCUAAAACUAACACUGGUAAGAUAUUGAGAAAGGAUUUAAAGAAAAUGUACGCUUAGUACUUUAUCGUCUUUAGGUUAGUCAAAAAGUUAUCUACUUAUAAAUAAAAAAUAUGAUUAUAA
Molecule: messenger RNA, 1827 nt
Organism: Pieris brassicae (large cabbage white)
Lineage: Eukaryota; Metazoa; Arthropoda; Insecta; Lepidoptera; Pieridae
Product: 4-coumarate--CoA ligase 1-like
Exons: 9
Coding region: 64-1764 (566 amino acids)
Biological process (GO): long-chain fatty acid metabolic process; fatty-acyl-CoA biosynthetic process
Cellular component (GO): mitochondrion
Molecular function (GO): long-chain fatty acid-CoA ligase activity
Source: RefSeq, a predicted model, not a curated record